GACCAUCGUGAAGCUUUGAUCUCCGUGACACGGACCUCCGGCUGCCAGCUGCAGCUUCGCGAGGCCCGCGUGUCAGGCCAGGGUAAUCAUCGGGCAGCGCUUCGUAAUCAUCUGCAAUUAUCCCUACAUUACAUGGACUGCUACCAUUUGCAUGCAACCACUCGAACGCAAACGCUCACAGCGGCGACACAGAUUCCAUUCCGAAGGCAUUCGAUCAGUGCUUGCGCGACUUUUAACGAAGCAAUUGUUGUCGGCAGUUGUUACAAGCGUCAUACUGAUACUCUAAUUAUCAGAUAUUUGCCACCAGUAACAGCUUUCAAGCAUGCAGAGCGCUCGGGUUUCGCGGACUGCACGCCACACCCGGCCGAGCUGCCGGCCCCAGCGGGCAGUGGCCGUGCGUGUUAGUGCAAAGGUCAAUGUUGAGCAGCUGAAGGCGCUGAAGGCGGAGCUCUACAACUACAUCAACAGCCGGGGCUGCAACCCCAUUUCUGUGCGCCUGGGCUGGCACGAUUCCGGCACCUACGACAAGAACAUCGCUGAGUUCCCGGCCCGUGGCGGCGCCAACGGCAGCAUUCGCUUCAAGCCGGAGAUUGACCAUGGCGCCAACAAGGGUCUGGCUAUUGCUCUGGCCAUUCUGAACCCCAUCAAAAAGAAGUACCCGGACGUGUCGUACGCCGACCUGUUCCAAAUGGCAUCAGCCACCGCCAUCGAGGCCUCCGGUGGCCCCAAGAUCCCCAUGCGCUACGGCCGCAAGGAUGCCAAGGGUCCCGAGGAGUGCUCGCCCGAUGGCCGCCUGCCGGGCGCCGCGCACCCGUUCGCUGACGGCAGCGGCAGCCCUGCGGAGCACCUGCGCCGGGUGUUCUACCGCAUGGGUCUCAACGACCAGGACAUUGUGGUGCUGAGUGGCGGCCACACCCUGGGCCGCGCCCGCCCUGAGCGCUCCGGCUUCGGAGCUGAGAAGACCAAGUACACAGACGUGGGCCCGGGCACCUCCACCGCCUCGCCCAGCGGCGCCACCGACCGCCCCGUCACGCCCAAGCCGGUUGGGCAGCAGGGCACCAGCUGGACCGUCAACUGGCUCGAGUUCGACAACUCCUACUUCAAGGAGAUCAAGGCCAAGCGGGACUCGGACCUGUUGGUGCUGCCCACAGACGCAUGCAUCUUCGAGGACGAUCAGUUCCGCCCCUAUGCUGAGAAGUACGCGGCCGACCAGGCGGCCUUCUUCGCCGACUACUGCGUCAGCCACCAGAAGCUGUCGGAGCUGGGAGUGGAGUGGGAGGAGGGCGCGCCCGUUACUCUGGACUGAGCGGCAACGGCCUGGCAUGGCGCUCCACGUUGUUUGCAAUCUGGUGCCGCAGCUGGGUGGCUGUAGAGCUAAUUCGGGCUGCGGGGGAGCAGGGCGCGCUAUGUAACUUAUGGGUUGGGGGUGGUUUCGAGAUGUGUCCUGUCUCAGACGUGUGUGUGGCGGUGGGCUACGUUUGGUUAUGGCCAUUCUGCAUGGUCCAGGCAGUUCGCUGUCCAGCAGGCCCCCGCGAGCUUGGACUCAUGGUUGCUGGACGCAACUUUGCGAGCACAUUACUAUCAAUUGCAGUGAAAGUUGUGUAGUGGGUGGCAGUUGCUAUUAUGGAGUGCCCUGUCCUGCCUGAUGAGUCAAGCCUGGCAGAAGCCACGUUGCGAACCCUUAUCAUCAUACCGGGUGCUUCUGAACUCUUGUGUAUGGAUAUGAAUGCAAUUAUACUGGUCGUAACACGCUGCCGUGAUUGUACAUGCUGCUGAGUUGCACGCAUCACGCCUACCACGCCACAGUGUGAGCGGGCAUGUAACAUAACUAUCUA
This is a messenger RNA of Chlamydomonas reinhardtii, 1835 nucleotides long. RefSeq lists its product as uncharacterized. The record is from RefSeq and is a predicted model, not a curated record. NCBI's taxonomy places the organism in Eukaryota, Viridiplantae, Chlorophyta, Chlorophyceae, Chlamydomonadales, Chlamydomonadaceae. Bases 323 to 1306 code for a protein of 327 amino acids. The transcript has 10 exons. Gene Ontology annotation, biological process: hydrogen peroxide catabolic process; response to reactive oxygen species; cellular response to oxidative stress. Gene Ontology annotation, molecular function: peroxidase activity; heme binding.